GCAUUUUCAGAGGAGGCUCAGCCCAAGUAUGAAGCACUGUCUUAUGUAUGGGGCUCCGAAGAAAAUCCAGCAACAAUCUGUGUCUGUGACAAGUCGGACGAUUCUCCGUUCAGCACUCGCAAGACUUGGACAUCGAUGCCCAUAACACGUAAUCUGGAGGUUGCCCUGCGACAUUUGCGAUACUCUGUUCGGCGGCGGGUAUUGUGGGUUGAUGCCAUUUGUAUAAAUCAGAGAGACGAUGAAGAGAAAGGUAGACAGCUUCCUCGAAUGGGAGACAUCUACCAACGGGCGCGGAGUGUAGCCAUCUGGCUCGGA
Messenger RNA from Mollisia scopiformis, 315 nucleotides. Its product is annotated as heterokaryon incompatibility. The record is from RefSeq and is a predicted model, not a curated record. Lineage: Eukaryota; Fungi; Ascomycota; Leotiomycetes; Helotiales; Mollisiaceae. The annotation marks the transcript as partial. The transcript has a single exon.